UUAGCACCCUGGACUUGGAAGGAUACCUAGCUUUGACCCUGGCUGCUUAUGUUCUGGUGUGGCGCAGUUGCCCUGCCAAGCGUAGGAAAGCUGAAGGAAGAAGAAAGCGGAGAAGCAUGGGUGGAACCACCUGCCCUGGGAAAGGGGCUUUGUUCACCUACGAAGGCAACAGCAAUGACCUGCGGGUGGCCGGCACCGGAGAUGGUGGCCUGGAGGAAAUGGUGGAGGAGCUCAACAGUGGGAAGGUGAUGUAUGCUUUCUGCCGGGUGAAGGAUCCCAACUCUGGCCUGCCCAAAUACGUUCUCAUCAACUGGACUGGUGAAGGUGUGAAUGAUGUGAGAAAAGGCGCUUGUGCCAACCAUGUCAGCACCAUAGCAAACUUCUUAAAGGGUGCUCAUGUAACCAUUAAUGCUCGGGCAGAAGAGGAUGUGGAACCUGAGUCCAUCAUGGAGAAGGUUGCGAAGGCUUCUGGCGCAAACUACAACUUCCAUAGAGAACCUAGCAAGUUCCAGGACUCGGGCCCGCAGGCUCCAGUGGGCUCCGUAUACCAGAAGACAAAUGCAAUGUCUGAAAUCAAGAGAGUCAAUAAAGACAACUUCUGGGCCAAAGCAGAGAAAGAUGAAGAGAACCGGCGGCUAGAGGAGAAGAGGCGAGCAGAAGAGGAGCGCCAGCAGCUAGAGAGAGCGCGCCGGGAGCGGGAGCUGCAGGAAGCAGCUGGGCGCGAGCAGAGGUUUAAGGAGCGAGCCAGUGAGAUCGAUGCUCAGAAGAAAUUCCAGCAGCAGCAGGAAGUGCAGAACAGAGACAAGGAGAAGCAGCAAUGGAAGGAGCAGGAAGAAGAGUACGAGGCCAGGCAAAGGAGGGGUUUCCGAAGGAGCGAGUCUGUGGAGAAAGCUCAGGAAGCAGCAUCACUUAUAGCACAAAGAUCUGUGAACCCACGGGACAUCUUCCGGCAGAAGGAAAGGUCCAUGUCUGCAGAAACAACGGCUGUCUGUUCUCAGCCAGGCAAACUACGGAGCCCCUUCCUGCAGAAGGGGAGCAGUCCUGUCCAGACUCCCCCUUCCCCAGUCCAUUCAGCUGUGCAAGACUCUCAUCCAUUUUCUGCUCAGGAGAUGCCUCCAGCCUCCUCAGUGCCUGGGCCAGGUGACUCUGCUGGACAGGACACCAGUUAUCAUCAAAGCAUCCCCAUUUCUCAGGCACAAAUGGAAGAGGAAGAUUUAUACGAGGAACCACCAGAUGAGUCUGUCUAUGAAGAACCCCCUCAGGAACAGGUUGAUGGCGCCAAAUUUGACUACACUGCUCAGUACCACCAGACACAGGACCUGGAGGGGAAAGGAAUAUGUGCCCGGGCACUGUAUGACUACCAAGCUGCUGAUGACACUGAGAUCUCCUUCGACCCUGAGAACAUCAUCACCAACAUUGAGAUGAUCGAUGAAGGCUGGUGGCGUGGCUAUGGUCCGGAUGGCCACUUUGGCAUGUUCCCUGCCAAUUAUGUGGAACUAAUUGAAUAAGUGGGUGGCUGGGGAGUGAGGAUGGGAGCAGGCCCCCCCCCCCCCCUUCCCCUUUAAAA
Alligator sinensis (Chinese alligator) is the source of this 1567-nucleotide messenger RNA. It is a transcript of the gene DBNL, whose product is annotated as drebrin like. Gene Ontology annotation, molecular function: actin filament binding. Lineage: Eukaryota; Metazoa; Chordata; Crocodylia; Alligatoridae. The coding region runs from base 117 to 1508 and encodes 463 amino acids. The record is from RefSeq and is a predicted model, not a curated record. Gene Ontology annotation, cellular component: lamellipodium; site of polarized growth; plasma membrane. The transcript is spliced from 15 exons. Gene Ontology annotation, biological process: positive regulation of axon extension; postsynaptic actin cytoskeleton organization; neuron projection morphogenesis.